AUGUGUCAGAGGAAGUAUGCUCUAGAGUUAAUAUCUGAGUCAGGUCUAAGUGGUGCAAAGCUAGCUGGAACACCAUUAGAGCUGAAUCAGAACUUAACACCCACGGAAUAUGACAGUUGCUUUAAUACCAAUAGUGCUCACUUGGAUGAAGCUCUCAAGAAUCCUGGUAUUUACCAAAGAUUGGUAGGAAGACUGUUGUAUCUUACUAUGACCAGGCCAGACAUUGCCUUUGUAGUUCAGGUCCUUAGUCAGUUCAUGCAUUGUCCUAAGAACUCUCACAUAAAAGCAACAUUGAGAGUGGUAAGGUAUAUAACGGAGGCACUAGGUUUGGGACUACUGAUGCCUGCAGAAUCAUCUAGUAAGCCGAUUGCCUAUUGUGACUUAGACUGGGGGGCAUGCAUACAGAGAAGGAGAUCAGUUACAAGGUACUUAGUUAAGUUUGGCAAUGCAUUGAUAUCCUGGAAGUCUAAGAAGCAAAGUACUGUCUCUAGAAGUUCAGCAGAAGCAGAAUUCAGAAGUAUGGCUUCGUGUGCAGCAGAAGUUACAUGGUUAACAGGUCUGUUCGGCGAACUAGAUGUCAAGAUUGAGAUGCCUAUAACUCUAAUAUACGAUAGCAAAGCAGCAAUCCAGAUAGCUGCUAAACUGAUAUUUCACGAGAGAACAAAACAUAUUGACAUAGAUUUUUAUUUUGUGACGGAAAAGCUAAGUCAAAGACUAUUGAAAAUUGAGUAUGUGAAUACAGAAGAUCAACUAGCAGACUUACUCAUAAAGGAUCUGGGAAGAGCUCAACAUGAAUACUUGCUGAACAAAAUGGGGCUGAAGAACUUAUUUGAAUCAUCAGCUUGA
Messenger RNA from Nicotiana attenuata, 846 nucleotides. RefSeq lists its product as uncharacterized. The record is from RefSeq and is a predicted model, not a curated record. The coding region runs from base 1 to 846 and encodes 281 amino acids. Lineage: Eukaryota; Viridiplantae; Streptophyta; Magnoliopsida; Solanales; Solanaceae. The transcript has a single exon.